UUUGCUCAGUACGGAACAUGUUCCCAGUCUUCCUCUGGUGCACAAAGCCGCUGACUUCAUUCAUGUAAACAGGACCGCCGGUUUGCUCAGUAAGAGUCCGUAACUUGGAGCUUUAUGCUAAACAGGAACAACCUGAAUCAGGUGAGAUUUAUUGUGGGUGAGACAAUUUGUGGCCUUUAGAGAAAUUUAUCCAUUGUCACACUGAGAAACCGCAGAAGGUGCUCUGCACACGUCUAGAAAGAAACUGCAGAGUGUCUUCCCCAGGGAAGGGGCUUGGGUGCUAUACAAGAUGUUUGUGCUUCGUGAACCCCAGCAGCUUCAGAUUUUGUAUGAAUCCUUGGAAGAGAGCAUCCCUGAGUCCUUGAAGGUGUAUGGCACCCUUUUCCACAUUAGAAAUAAAAACCCGUUCAACCUAGAGGUGCUGGUGGACGCCUGGCCAGAGUAUCAGACAGUCGUCAUACGGCCUCAGAAGGAGGAGAUGAAGGAUGACCUGGAUUAUUAUACCAACACUUACCACAUCUUCACCAAAGCUCCUGACAAGUUAGAGGAAGUCCUAGCGUGCCCGCAGGUCAUCAACUGGGAACAAGCCUUCCAGAUUCAAGGAUGUCAAGAGAGCUUGGGCGAGGCAAUACAAAAAGUUGCAGCUUCAAAAUCAGUGCAGGUGGAUUAUCUGAGAACCGUGCUUUUUGUGUUUGAAAAACCAACACUCGAGGCAUCGAGUGGUGACAAGAUGGAUUUGAUGAAGUUAUUAAAAAUUCCUAAAGUGCUUGAAGAUAAAAGGAAAGAAACCUUUCAGAACAUCGUCUUGGAUGUCUCGCAUGCAAGGCUUGUGAAUGAGCAAUGGGAAUUGGGAAAAAACGAGAAGAGCUUGAAAUAUGUUGAACGCUGUCUCCAGAAUUUUACAGGAUUUGGUGUUCUGAAUUCAGAAGGGAAACCAAUCUCUUGGUUUCUGACAGAACAGUCCUGUGAGAUAAGAAUGGGUUACACUUUCCCCAAAUACCGAGGCCAAGGCCAUAUGUCGCAAAUAGGUUGCCAGAGUAUAGCAUAUUUUUUUUCCAAAAAAAUACCAUUUUAUCUGCAUGUGGCAGAAGAUAAAGAAAAAUCUCAACAGAUAUUGCUCAGUUUUGGUUUCAAGAAUGCUCUUUGCGGCUGGCAUCAGUGGAAAUGCACCCCUAAGAGAUACUGCUGAUGGUGCUAUUGUCCAUUUCAAGUGUUUCUUAUCAGGGAAAAAACAUCAGUGCAAACAAACAUGGUACUCUACACGAGCAACAAAGCCAUCCACUUAUCUGGGGCUCAGGCCCUGCUCAGGCCACACUGCUAUAAUAGUUUUGUCUUCUUUCUCUUGUAUAUUGCAAAACACUAGAAGCUUGGCUCCUUGCUGUCAUGCUUUUCCUUUACGGUGAGAAAUGUCUCAGAGCUGAAAUUACCCAGUGUCAGUCAUUAGUGCUAACAUAUCCCAUUUUCUUCUUUGAAGAAGACUUCUUUCGGGGAAGAAUUUUGCUUUUUCAUGCUUCUAAUUUGAAAAUAAAAUGUCUCCUUGGAAGUCUC
Messenger RNA from Bubalus bubalis (water buffalo), 1548 nucleotides. RefSeq names its product glycine N-acyltransferase-like protein 2. The coding region runs from base 290 to 1189 and encodes 299 amino acids. Lineage: Eukaryota; Metazoa; Chordata; Mammalia; Artiodactyla; Bovidae. The transcript is spliced from 6 exons. The record is from RefSeq and is a predicted model, not a curated record. Gene Ontology annotation, cellular component: mitochondrion. Gene Ontology annotation, molecular function: glycine N-acyltransferase activity.